CACGGACUGAGACCAAAUACCGUAUACACCAGUGCAGCACAGGAAACCUGCUUCAGCACAUCAAUAUCCCUCUUCACAUAAGGCAAAGCAUUUCAGAUGAAUUCAGUGACAUAGACUCAGACCUAAACAAGAAAAAUGAACUGUAAAGGCCAAAUGAAGAGUUUCACUUGGGCAAUCAUCUUGGGUGCCUUGCUUCUCAAUGCCUCAGCCAGCUUACCACAAACUAGUAUAGAAAAAAUAACAAUGGAGAAAACUAACUUGACAUCUAUAUCUUCAAAGACCCCUGAAACAGUUACCAAGUCUCAAGAAGACAAAGUGGCUAAUCUUCAAUUAAUAACCUUUCCUACACAUUCUUCUACUAUGGCUGUAAAUGAGAGGAUGGUUGAUAAAGGACCUAUUUUAGGCAAUCCAACAGUAAAACCAGUUAAUCAUAUCACUGUUUCUGUACCUCCAAUAGCAACUACUGUCACUCAAAGCCCCAAUGUGUCAAGUCAGAAUAAUGCCACUAUAAAUCCCCUGUUGUUGCUUAAAACAAGUGUUAUCAUGAAACCACCCCCUACUUUGCCAGAGAAAAUUAGGAUGAUUCAGUCCUCUGUUGAUUUUGAAGAUAUUAUGACAGAAAAGCUUCCAGUAAGCAGUAGUCUAAUACCCACACAACAGCCACCUGAGAACAAUACAGUCAGCCUGGGUUCCACCUCCUCUCAGAACAUCAGCAAUGCUACUGUAGCUAUCAAGCCACUCAAGAAAAAGAAGAAGAAUUUGGCCCUUAAACCAGGAAAGAAGAUGGCUUUCUCAGUCCCCAAACCCCUGAAGAAUGAUACUAUCACUGAAAACCCCAAGAUCACGGGAAGAAAGAACAAAACAAAAGUUAUCUCCAAACCUCUUAAACAGGGCAAAGGAACAAAAGUCCUAAAGAAACGCAAGAAGCCUAGGAAACAAUUGUCCUCUAAACUGAAAUCAAAACUCAAGAAACCCCAAACUAGUGUGAAACCAAUCCAGGUACAAAAAAAGAGACAGAAAAAGAAGAAAAGUCAAAGAGCAGAGAACAAAAGAAGAGUUGAGGCAACAGUGUUUCCUUAUUUCGAAGAUUAUUAUUGCCCGCCUGAGUGUGCUUGUUAUGGAAGAAUAGUCCAGUGCUCAGAUAAAGGAGUUGAUAAAAUGCCAUAUGGAAUUCCCUUCAAUACCAGGAACCUCUUCCUAAUGAAUAACAAGAUAGAAAUGAUCCAGAUGGGUCUCCUCAGUGAAUACCUCUCACUAGAAUUUAUAGUCCUCAACAACAACAAGCUGACAGACGCUGGAAUCGAAGGUGCCUUGGAAGGCAUAGAAAAGCUGACUCGUCUCUACAUGGACCAGAAUCACCUCCACAGUAUUCCCACAGAUCUACCGCCCACCCUGGAAGAAUUGAUGCUGAACUCAAAUAACAUCAGUCAGAUGUCAGCGUAUGUCUUGGCAAAGUGCACAAGUCUCAAAAGCAUUAGCCUGAACAAUAAUAACAUAACCGAUGAAUCCAUUCCUGAAGGUGCCUUUAAUCAGGUACAGAACCUACGCAUCAUUAAAAUGAAUCAUAAUCUGUUGAGUGUCGUCCCUGCUAAUCUUACCACAAAUCUUCGAGAGCUGUACCUGGAAGGAAACCAGAUUAUAAAAAUCCCAGAUAGUGUGUUUGCAAAUUCCUCUGAACUAACACACCUCGAUCUCCACAAUAAUCACCUCAAUAGUAACGGAAUUGGGGAUAAAGCCUUCCUGCAUAUGGUAAGACUUGAACAUUUGGACUUAGGGAAGAAUGCCCUCACCUCUAUCCCCAAACAGCUCCCACACUCUUUAAAAACCCUCCUCCUGCAGGAAAAUAACCUCACUUCAAUAAGGAAGAAUGUAUUAUGGAAUAUGUCAAAGCUAGAGGAAAUCCACUUAGAGCACAAUAAAAUCUCAGUUGUGGCUGCUGGUGCCUUUAGGAGGUUGAUGGGUUUGCGUCAUUUAGACAUCAGUUACAAUCAACUCACCCGGGUCCCUCGUCAGCUACCCCUGACGCUGUGGUACCUCUACCUCCACAACAAUCAGAUCAAUUUCAUUCCUGCAGACUCUUUCUGCGUCCGGCGACGAGCAGAAAGUCGUCUGAUUCUUGUGCGACUUGAGAAAAAUAACCUUGACCACAGGCAGGUCGAUGUUCAUUCAUUGAAGUGCCUGAGGGGCUAUCAGGUGAUCCACUUUUACUAAGCUUUUACUAUCGGUUUUACUAAUCAAAAGGGAAAUUUAAAGCCACCCUUCAGAUCCUGGCAUGGAUUUUAAACUCAAACUCAGACUCACAAUGAAGAGAUAGUGUAUGAAGUACUGUUGCUCCAUUAUGCAUUCAGGGCAGAACACAAAUUACUUUGAUGUUCGCUUUCUUUAUCACAAAAUAACACUAUUGUACACUAUUGUAAGAACACUCAUUUUGUGAAUACAACAAAGAGUAUAAAUGUACAUUUCCGUGUGAAGUAACCCGAGGAUGCUGUACUGUAAUAAAUACAUCAAAACAAGACAAAGACUACAUGUAGCUUUGAUAUGUUUGUGUUUUAUGGGUGUAGAUUGUUGAGAAUGAAUAAAGAGGCAUUUAGUGAU
Callorhinchus milii (elephant shark) is the source of this 2595-nucleotide messenger RNA. Its product is annotated as podocan-like. Gene Ontology annotation, molecular function: protein binding. The record is from RefSeq and is a predicted model, not a curated record. Bases 136 to 2211 code for a protein of 691 amino acids. NCBI's taxonomy places the organism in Eukaryota, Metazoa, Chordata, Chondrichthyes, Chimaeriformes, Callorhinchidae. The transcript has 4 exons.